Messenger RNA from Cavenderia fasciculata, 1896 nucleotides. RefSeq lists its product as uncharacterized. The transcript has a single exon. The coding region runs from base 1 to 1896 and encodes 631 amino acids. The record is from RefSeq and is a predicted model, not a curated record. NCBI's taxonomy places the organism in Eukaryota, Evosea, Eumycetozoa, Acytosteliales, Cavenderiaceae.
AUGUUUCAUGGACUACUUUCAGAAAGCUUUAUCAAUCGCUCAAUUGGAUCCAUGAACUAUUUCGAGCGUGAUUGUGGUAAACAUGGAUGGUUCAUAAAGGUAUGCACUCACGAUAUUAACUCAUUUGUUAUUAUACAGUUAAAAGACCCCGCACCUGAACAAAAUGAAUCGUUAUUAAUUCGAAAUGGAAUACAAGAAAAGAUUGACCAUCUUAUCGAAAUAUCGGGGGUAGAUAAGAUAGAUGAUGAUGCCUUCAAGAAGGUGACCCCUCAAGUUGGGCCUCAACAAUCAAAAAAUGCAAAGCGUCGUGAUAUCAAGAAAUCUCGACGUGAGACCCGACAACAAGAUACGUCCAUCCAUGGCCAAACAACUCAACAACAAGAUACGUCUAUCUACGAUCGGUUCGCCCACCAAGAUGCUGGAGGCUUUGAAGAUACUAUUGAUCCAUCGUAUCAACAUGACUUGUUGACAGAGGCCCUUCAAGAGUUGGCAGAGACUGGUCAAGAGUUGGCAAAGUCCCGUCACUAUUGUUCGGUACUCAAAGAACAACAAUUCAAACACCAACAACAAAUAGAGGAAUACCAACAACAAAUAGAGGAACAACAAUUAAAACACCAACAACAAAUAGAGGAAUACCAAAAACAGUUCGAGUUAUUAAAGUUAAAACAUCAAAAUGAUCAACAAACAAUACAAAUACAACAAGAAGUCAAUGAACAGUUAACAAAAGAAAGAGAACAACAUAUACAACAUAUUAAAAAAAUAGAGCAAAGGAUGAUACAACUAGAAAAAGAACAACACAACAACGAUAUACCAUUGAGAACGGAACUCUCGGCCCAAAAGACACCAUCAACUUUAACAAGUAGCAAGGUUCUUCUAUUAAUCGAUCGAUACAGUGAAGAUGAUUUCUACCAGUUCAUCUAUCGAAUCAAUAACAUCGAUAAGAAAAGGCAAGAGGAGUUAGUCGCCAGGGACUCCAAAGAAAGCAACGAUAAGAUCUAUUGUAAAGGCCUCAAAAAUCAAAGAGCUAUUCGAUUUGCUCUUCUCAAAUAUGGUUUUUUCAUUACCAGUGAAAAGCUGCAAGGUUGGUUCAAUCAUUCCACCAAACAAUUUAUCACACAUGUCGCAGAUGUGAAAGCAGAAGCAUCAAGUUCAUUCUGUUUAAAUUGCAAGCAAGCUGGCGAUAUUUUGUCCAAGAAGCUCAGUUACUUUUUCAAAGAGAGUUUUUUCGCGUUCAAAGAGAGUUUUUUCUACCAAUUGGUCACCGAGCAAUUCGACCAUAUUCUUGACCCACAAGGUAAAUGGGCCCAUGAAGUUGUGUCUUUUGCUGAAACCCUCAAGCACCACCAUGGAAAGAAGGUCAUCGAAAUGCUUCUCGGUGAUAAAGCAACCCGUACUACAUAUGGUGGUAUUCCGUUUCCUUCUCUCCGAACGGUUCAGAGAAAGUCAACCGGUCAAACACAAUUCUAUCUCAACUGUAUGCACGCAAGAUUUCAUACUAUCUCUGUAGGGCUAGGGUUGAAUGAAGGCAAAAAACUUUAUGCUGGUGUGGCUUUUGACGAGAUUGACAUUCUCAAAGGAUUGCAUUUAGACUUAAAUGGUAACCAACUAAUCGGAUGCUAUGAUGAACCCAUCAACGAAAGUAACAUACGGAAUUUGACACCAUCAGAGUCAUUAUUGACCAAAAAGAUGUUGCAAGUGUUUUUUAUAUCACUGGACGGAAAAAUAUCUUUCAACUUGGCCAAAUUCCCGACCAAUGGAAAGAAUACGUUGUGUACCGCCUCAUCAGUGAUCAUCGAGACCAUCAAAAUCGCAAAAAAGUUCCACAUUGAAAUAGUAUUUGGAGCAAUGGAUGGUUAUGAUGUACAAGACUCGAUCAUCCAAGAUAUCAUCGAUUAA